Molecule: messenger RNA, 1194 nt
Organism: Notolabrus celidotus (New Zealand spotty)
Lineage: Eukaryota; Metazoa; Chordata; Actinopteri; Labriformes; Labridae
Gene: cfap161
Product: cilia and flagella associated protein 161
Exons: 9
Coding region: 369-1100 (243 amino acids)
Biological process (GO): cilium assembly
Cellular component (GO): motile cilium
Source: RefSeq, a predicted model, not a curated record
GACUUCCAUUUGCUCGUCACCCUCUGUUACCAUGGAGACCAUAACACAAACUCAUAAUCAAACCCCAACAUUAGUGCAAUAACUGUCACUUGAUCGCCACAAUAUAAGCAUAUUUCAGUAAGAUGUCCUACGCGAUGACGUAUCGUGCGGGUGUGAAAACGGGAAACUGGUUGGAGGACCUGCGCCUACAAGAGGUCCCCGAUCUCAGCUUACUUAAUUAAGGUGUUGCAGGAACAGACAUCAAGUUAUCCUUUGGGAGUAAACAGUAAACAGUCUUCCUAUUUCAAAAGGAUGAGAAGAAAGAGUACCUUGAGGAAAAAGACAGGGGUGAACUUCUCUACCAGAAACUAGACUUCCUCAAACAGAACAUGUUGAGACCGGUGAAUCUCACUGUGACUACAGAUGGAAGAUUGCACUUUGGGGAUGUUGUGAUGUUGGUGAAUCUGGGAGGAGAAAACCGGGAGUACAGCGCUGUCAGCAUCAAUGCAGACAUGAAUAGUCUGACCAAACCUCCUUCUCCUGGCAUUAAAGCCCCAUGUGGUGUCAGUGCGGGAAGAGACAUUCAAGCUUGCACACGCACUACCUUUAUCAUUACUAGUGUGGAUGGAAGUCCUGAAGGAUCUACUCUACACUAUGAGCAAAGUUUUGCCCUGAAAACAACAAGUGGCUUUGCCGGAGGGCUUUACUUAAUGAGUGACCGGCAAAGUUUUCAAAAGUGUGCAAAGAACUCCCGUCUACAAGAAGUUAACCUGGAUGAAGACUUCUCUUUUCUCUCAUGGUGGAAGAUAAUGCACUUUGACCCGCAGGAGAGACUUGAAAAUGAGGGUCAGCCUGUCCCUGCUAACCUGAAGGUGCUGAUUAAACACUGCAAGACAAACCAGGCUCUUGCUGUUCUGGGUGAUCAAGUCCUUUGGACCACAUUCAGCAAGGAGUAUGAGGUAACAGCUCACACCUUCUUGGACUCUCACAAAGCGGAAAAGGACACCAACCACUGGAUACUGUGCACCUCUGACCCUGCAGGGAAUGGACUUUUACUUCCCAACCACCCACAGUCAGUAGCUGACAACCAGGAGCUCAUACAGGCAAACCCUGACAUCUAAAUCGAACACAACCCACUCACAUGCCUCAACAAAAACACCACAUCAUUAACUUCACUCCGUCUUUUUCAAUAAAGGGGUUUUGGCUGGUUGCAGA